CAAAGGUUCCGGUUAAAAAAAAACAAAACCGAAGACUUAUUAAAGCUUCUGUUUAAUUUAACUGUCUUCUUCAGAUCCACUCAUCUGCGACAGAACACACACAUCCCACUGACAAGAACUAAAACACUUCGCACGUCACACAUUCUCUCUCUCUAAAUCUCCACCAAUGGAGAGCUUCGCACUUCACUCUCUCUCCACCACCGCCACUUCCGCCUCCCUCUCCCACCACCCCUCACGCCUCUCUCUCCUCCGCCGCAUCUCAUCAAGAUCUCCACCAUCAACCAUCUCUCUCCGAUCUCAACAACCUCUCACCUUCCCUCUCCUCAAACCACUCUCCCAUCUCUCCACAACACGCAUCUCCGCCACACCACGCGACAACAUCCCUCCUCCUCCUCCUCCACCCUCUCCACAACCGCCGCAAGGAGCAAAACUCCUCCCACUAAUCCUCUCCCUCUCCGUAGGCCUCCUCCUCAGAUUCUCCAUCCCUCUCCCAGAAGGACUCACCCCACAAGGCUGGCAACUCCUCUCAAUCUUCCUCUCCACAAUCGCAGGCCUCGUCCUAAGCCCACUUCCCGUCGGAGCUUGGGCCUUCUUGGGCCUCACGGCUUCCAUCGUCACCAAAACGCUUUCUUUCUCAGCAGCUUUCUCAGCCUUCACGAGCGAAGUCAUCUGGCUCAUCGUUAUCUCCUUCUUCUUCGCUCGUGGGUUUGUUAAGACCGGUUUAGGAGAUAGGAUCGCUACUUACUUUGUUAAGUGGCUUGGGAAGAGUACUUUGGGUUUGUCUUAUGGGUUGACUAUUAGUGAAGCUUUGAUUGCUCCUGCUAUGCCGAGUACUACGGCUAGAGCCGGUGGGAUUUUCUUGCCGAUUAUUAAGUCGCUUUCUUUGUCUGCUGGGAGUAAACCGGGAGAUUCUACGUCGAGGAAGUUGGGGUCUUACUUGAUACAGUCUCAGUUUCAGUGUGCUGGAAACUCCAGUGCUCUGUUCUUAACUGCAGCAGCUCAAAAUUUACUUUGCCUUAAGCUAGCUGAGGAGCUUGGAGUAGUGAUAGCAAACCCAUGGGUGUCUUGGUUCAAAGCAGCUAGUCUACCAGCAAUCAUAUCUCUUCUAUGUACACCACUCAUCCUCUACAAGCUUUACCCUCCAGAAACCAAAGACACACCAGAAGCUCCAGGCAUCGCUGCUUUGAAACUCGAGAAGAUGGGUCCCGUCACUAAAAACGAAUGGAUCAUGGUCGGUACAAUGCUUCUUGCUGUCACUCUUUGGAUCUGCGGAGAGACUCUUGGGAUUCCAAGUGUUGUAGCUGCGAUGAUUGGUCUCUCUAUACUUCUUCUCCUCGGUGUACUUAACUGGGACGAUUGCCUAAGCGAAAAAUCAGCGUGGGACACAUUGGCUUGGUUUGCUGUCUUGGUGGGGAUGGCAGGACAGCUUACAAACCUCGGUGUUGUGUCAUGGAUGUCUGAUUGUGUAGCCAAAGUUUUGCAAUCUUUAUCCUUGAGCUGGCCUGCUGCGUUUGGUCUUCUCCAAGCAGCUUACUUUUUUAUUCACUAUCUUUUCGCAAGCCAGACUGGUCACGUUGGAGCUCUCUUUUCAGCUUUCUUGGCUAUGAAUAUAGCAGCAGGUGUUCCAGGGGUUUUAGCUGCACUUGCUUUGGCGUAUAACACCAAUCUUUUUGGUGCUUUGACUCAUUACAGCAGUGGUCAAGCAGCUGUCUACUAUGGAGCUGGUUAUGUUGAUCUACCUGAUGUAUUCAAGAUUGGAUUUGUGAUGGCUACCAUUAAUGCUAUCAUCUGGGGAGUAGUUGGAACUUUCUGGUGGAAGUUUUUGGGUCUCUAUUAAUAGCUUUUAUUUAUUUAAAUCACCACACGUUGCUGUUCUUGAAGCUUACAACGACGUUAAAUUUCGAGGGUUUUGUUUCCUCUACUUUUACUUGUAAAGAUACAGAGAUUUGUCACAUGGAGAUCUGGUCUCGUAUCUUUUACGUUAUUUUGCAGCUAACCAAAUAAAAGUCAAUAAAAACACCAAACAAAAAGCAAAUAAAUGUACUAAUCACAAGUUUCAGACACUACGAAGGACUUGAAAGCUCUGUCACUUCCGAAUCUCUUAC
Molecule: messenger RNA, 2105 nt
Organism: Eruca vesicaria subsp. sativa (arugula)
Lineage: Eukaryota; Viridiplantae; Streptophyta; Magnoliopsida; Brassicales; Brassicaceae
Source: the annotation of a GenBank genome assembly